CCCGCCCGAUGGGCCGGCGAGAGCCCCGCCGCCUUCCCGCGCCCAUAAAGGGCCCGGGCCGGGGCCGGCGGUCGGGCGGGCGGCCGAGGCGGCGCCGAUGGAGGGGCGAAGGUGGCCGGCGGGGCUGAGCGCGGCGGUUCUGCUGACGUUGCAGGGCCUGGCCUUCGCGCAGGGGCCCAGCUGCAGCAACAAGCAGUACCAGUUGAAGGACGGCAGGUGCUGCAACCGAUGCCCUCCAGGCGAGAAGGUGGCAGCUGCCUGUUCGGCGGAGUCCAAUACAACCUGCAGCCCAUGUGAGGAGGGUCACUUCCAGGCCAGCUGGACCAAGGAGCUCCACUGCACCCAACACCACACCUGCAACCUGAAAGCCGGCCUGACUGUCUAUGAGAAUGGCACCGAGAAGCAAGACUUCAUUUGCCGGUGCCGGGAGGGCACCCACUGUUCCAGCCCCGAGUGCGAGACUUGCAAGCCCCACACCUCCUGUGGCGCAGGGGAAGGGGCCCAACGGGAAGGCAACCACCUCCAUGACACGCUCUGCGCCCCCUGCUCUUUGGGCUCCUUCUCCAACGUCUCCUCCUCCACAGCUCGGUGCCAGCCCUGGAGCAGGUGCCAGGAGGGGCAGCUGCAGAAGGCAAAUGGCACCCAGGCCACGGACGUCACAUGUGAGACCGCCCCAUUGAAGCCCCCCGAGGACAGGAAGCGCUACCUGCUGGUGCUACUGGUCCCUCUUGGUGCCUUCAUGCUGGGAGGCCUCCUGUUCUUGUGGCGUCGAUUUGGCGGAUGUCCUCGGGAGCGGCACCAGGAUCUGCCGCUGGAGCCCACGGAGAACGAGGAGGAGGCCCCCACCUUCCCCACCCAGGAGACCCUCUUGGGGCAGCAGGCGGGCCUGCAAGAGAAGGACGGCUGCCUCGCCCAGCUGGAGCAGGUCUGACCCAGGAGCCGUGGGGAGGCCGGGCUGGCCAGGGGCCUUCUCCCCAUUGGACAGGGGCAGCCCUGCGGAGGCCUGGGCUCUGCCACGCGGGUGACCCUUCCGGCGGCCUCUUUGCCGUUUGGCGGAACUGCGAUCCCAGCCGGCUGAGAGUCGAGUCAAGCCACCUCCGCUUUGGCUAAGAACCUGGCACGGUGUGGGUCUCGGCCAGGGGAGACCCCCACCCCUCCCCUCCCUCGCCCAGAUCUGCCCUGGAGGACGAGGCUCUGGUGGGCUGUGCGGGGCUCCAAUGGGAACUGGACACCAAGGGCAACGAAGCCAACGACUUCAUGGGAAGGCAACUCCCAGCAGCCUGUGGGGGUCUCCAGAGCAGCGACUGGUCCUGCUGGCCGGGGCCUUUGGUGGCAGCCAGCUCUGCCCUCCCGGCACGGUCCGGGUUAGAGGUGGCAGCUGUGAGGGAGGCCUCCGUCCUCCCGUCCACCCCUGGGCCGGCCGGCCGCAUCUUGGAACAGCCGGGAUGGAGCCCCUUUGUUCUCCCAUCUGUGUGUUUCUCGGACCGCAGCUCCGUGUUGAGCUCUUAUAAA
Molecule: messenger RNA, 1512 nt
Organism: Pseudonaja textilis
Lineage: Eukaryota; Metazoa; Chordata; Lepidosauria; Squamata; Elapidae
Gene: CD40
Product: CD40 molecule
Biological process (GO): apoptotic process; immune response-regulating cell surface receptor signaling pathway; immune response
Cellular component (GO): membrane; CD40 receptor complex; external side of plasma membrane
Molecular function (GO): transmembrane signaling receptor activity; protein binding
Source: RefSeq, a predicted model, not a curated record